Setaria italica (foxtail millet) is the source of this 2391-nucleotide messenger RNA. RefSeq names its product protein REDUCED WALL ACETYLATION 3. Gene Ontology annotation, cellular component: Golgi apparatus. NCBI's taxonomy places the organism in Eukaryota, Viridiplantae, Streptophyta, Magnoliopsida, Poales, Poaceae. Gene Ontology annotation, biological process: xyloglucan metabolic process; xylan biosynthetic process; plant-type secondary cell wall biogenesis. Gene Ontology annotation, molecular function: acetyltransferase activity. The transcript is spliced from 16 exons. The coding region runs from base 315 to 1937 and encodes 540 amino acids. The record is from RefSeq and is a predicted model, not a curated record.
GACCGCGACCAGCCACCGUCUCGCCCGCCCCGCCUCGCCCCGGCGGUUGCUUCAGAUCUCCUCUUCCCCCCCACCCCGAGCGCCCAGCGCGGCAGCAGCGCCAACCCGCGCGCCAUUGCACGCGCGCGUAUAUAAAUCCUAUCCCCAUCGCUCUCCCCCACCCGCCCCGCCCCCCUGCUGCGCGUCUGCUCCGCGCGCCAUGAUCUGAUUCCCGGCGGUGGGCUCGGUCGGUGAGGCUGCUGCUGUCCUCUGGAUCUGGGGGUGAUCGGUCGCAAGCCGAGUCGGGGGGAGGAGCGGGAUCUCGGGCGCACGGAAUGGAGGUCUUCGGCCCCGUCACGCCCGGACAGGUGUCAUUUUUGCUAGGUCUAUUCCCUGUCCUCAUCGCAUGGAUCUACUCCGAAAUCCUCGAAUACAGGAAGUCUUCAUCGCAUGGGAAAGUUCAUUCAGAUGCAAAUUUGGAUAAUGGAACCAUCAAGGAGGAAGACAAGACGGUAUUACUUGAAGGAGGCCAGUUGAAAUCACCAUCCACAAAGUUCCGGAACUUGUCUACCAAAGCCAAUUUGAUUCGGUUUAUAACAAUGGACGAAUCUUUUCUGCUUGAACACCGUGCUGUACUGAGAGCCAUGGCUGAGUUUGGCAUUGUUCUGGUUUAUUUUUAUAUUUGCGACCGGACAAACAUAUUUCCAGAAAGCAAGAAGAGCUACAACCGUGAUCUGUUCCUGUUUCUGUACAUUCUUCUUAUCAUAGCAUCAGCGCUUACCUCACUUAAGAAGCACCAUGAAAAAUCAGCAUUUACCGGAAAGUCCAUACUCUAUCUUAAUCGGCACCAAACUGAGGAAUGGAAAGGGUGGAUGCAGGUCUUAUUCCUGAUGUACCACUAUUUUGCUGCCUCAGAAAUAUACAAUGCAAUUCGUGUGUUCAUUGCUUGCUAUGUCUGGAUGACUGGAUUUGGGAACUUCUCAUAUUACUAUAUCAAGAAAGAUUUUAGUAUUGCAAGAUUUGCUCAGAUGAUGUGGAGGCUAAAUUUCUUUGUGGCAUUCUGUUGCAUUGUCCUUGACAAUGAUCUCAUGCUCUACUAUAUCUGUCCAAUGCACACACUAUUUACUCUUAUGGUUUACGGAGCACUUGGUCUGUUUAACAAAUACAACGAGAUACCAUCAGUCAUGGCUAUUAAGAUUGCUUGCUGCUUCUUGUCUGUAAUUUUGAUAUGGGAAAUUCCUGGGGUAUUUGAACUAUUGUGGGCCCCCUUUACAUUCCUACUAGGCUAUAAAGAUCCAUCACCUGCUAAGGCACACCUACCCCUUCUACAUGAGUGGCAUUUCCGAUCUGGCCUUGAUCGAUAUAUAUGGAUUAUUGGAAUGAUUUAUGCUUACUUCCACCCUAAUGUUGAAAGAUGGAUGGAGAAGCUGGAAGAAUCUGAGACUAAGGUUAGAUUAUCAAUCAAGGGAACCAUCGUGACUCUUUCAGUGAUGGCUGGUUACCUGUGGUAUGAAUAUAUAUACAAGCUAGACAAAGUUACAUACAACAAGUACCAUCCCUACACGUCAUGGAUCCCUAUAACUGCUUAUAUCUGCCUGCGCAAUUGCACCCAGCAGUUGAGGAGUGCCUCUUUGGCUCUUUUCGCAUGGCUUGGCAAGAUUACACUGGAGACUUAUAUUUCUCAGAUCCACAUUUGGCUUAGGUCUAGCAUGCCAAAUGGACAGCCAAAAUGGCUUCUUUGUUUCAUACCAGAUUAUCCUAUGCUUAACUUCAUGCUUACAACUGCGAUCUAUCUUCUUCUGUCAUACCGUGUGUUUGAGAUCACAAAUGUCUUGAAGGGGGCAUUUAUCCCCAGUAGGGAUAACAAUCGUCUAUACCAAAAUUUUGUUGCUGGGAUCGCCAUCUCAGUGUGCCUGUAUUUCUGCUCACUUAUUCUUCUGAAGAUUCCUGUUGUAUAGGGUACUGCAUUUACAGGGAUGAAGAUAUACCAAAUGAAGCAAUCUUGGUAGAAAGGUCGCUUCUGCAAGAUGUUUGAUUGAUAGGAUGUUUUAGCUCUGGCCACGUUUCCCGUUUGCAUCAGGAGAAUAGUCGGAAUACCUGAAGCUGCUGCUCGUCCGAACAACUGGGACAUUGAACUGCCAGAGGCUGCAGAUAUAGAAGUCCAAAUUUUGAUCUUUUUGUUCGUUGAAAACAUUGUACACAAUUAGGCAAACCCGUGCAUUCUUUGGAAGUUGUAGCAACUACUAGCGUAUGUUGAUACAAUACAAGCCUUGUAAGAGUUAUCCUGUACAAUUGUACCAUAGACGGGGCUUUCCUCUUUGUAAAAGGAAAAUAUACAGGCAGAGCCCACGCAUUUCAACUGUAACUAAAAUAGUAUUCGCAUGAUACUACAUGAGGCGCCCUGAAAUUCAA